CUUUCUUUUCUUCUUAUAACCACGGCAUCAUUAGCCCCCUCCUCUUCCACCUCUUCCAAGAACUAAUGAACUCCCUCGGGGAGGGGAAAGCACGUCGACCAGGAGCUGGUGGAGCGAUCUGUAGUGUGCCUUGGCUGUCCCCUCCCAGGCAGCGGCAGGACCAAGGGUUUGCAGAGCACCCUGGCAGGACCAUGACACACACACACACACGGGGGGGGCACAGCGGACAACCUUUCCCCGAGGGCAAAAAGUAGCUUCCCGGCCCAGGCGCUGAACGCACCAGCAGCUGCAGCGGCCGGGGGCGGCGGCGAAGGGGAGGCGAUGGCUGUGCGAGCUGCUGUCCUCAACCCCCAUCACUUCAUCCCCUUCUGCUUCCCUGCCUCCGGGGGCCUGGCGGACUAUGUUGACCUCGAGAAGAGCUACGAGGACGGGGCAGCGGCUCUGCUGGGAGGAGGAGGAGGAGGAGGAGGGGGGGGAGGAGAAGACCCAGGGGAUUUAAAAGAAGCCACCAGGGACCUGCUGAGCUUCAUAGACUCGGCGUCCAGCAACAUCAAGCUGGCCCUGGACAAGCCGGUCAAGUCCAAGAGGAAAGUGAACCACAGGAAGUACCUGCAGAAGCAGAUCAAGCGCUGCACGGCCAUCAUCGCCGCCGCCCCCGCAGCGCCAGCCCCGGCCGGGGGCCAGGAGCUGCCCAAGCCGCCGGCCCCGCCGGCAGGGGCCGCCUCGCCCCCGCCCGGCCCCGCCGGCCAUUGCAAGCCCCCUGCCAAGCGGGAGGCCUCGCAGGCGGCCAGCAGCCUGCAGAGCAAGAGCCUGGCCGCCCUCUUCGACCCCCUGCACCAGGGCCGGGCCGGCGAGAAGGGCCCGGCCGGCGGCGGCGGCGGCGGCGGCCCCCGCAAGGUGCCGCUGCGGAACCGCAACCUGCCCCCUUCGUUCUUCACCGAGCCGGCCGCGCCGCCGCCCCGCGCCGGCCCCAAGGCGCCGGAGCCGGGCGGCGGCGGCGGCGGCAGCCCGGAGGCCGCGGAGUUCUUCGAGCUGCUGGGGCCCGACUACGGCGGCCUCCUCCCGGAGCAGCCCCCCGCGCACGAGGCUUUCCCGGCCCGGCUGCCCCCGGAGCUGGGCCUGGAGCCCGCCCUGUACGAGCCCCACCCCCUGCCGCCGCUGCCCCCGCACCUGCUCGGGGGGCUGCUCUACCCCGAGCCCGCCUGGAGCCCCCCCGCCAAGAAGAGCGCCCCGCCGGCGGCUUCCUGCGGCAGCCUGAGCCUGCCCGAGGCCGUGCGGCCCCUGCCUGCCAUGGGGGCCCCAGGAGCGCCCAUCUACCCGGCCAGCUCGGACCCGGCCCCCGCGGGAGGCGAGGAGAGCCCAGCCCAGCUGGCCGCCGCCUUUGCUCCCUACUUCCCCGACUGCCCCCCCCCCAUGCCUUAUGAGUACAGCGCCGGGUACAACAGGGUGGCCUAUUCGGGCCUCUAGGGGGGGCUCGGGAUGCAAGGCUGGGCUGGCAAAAAAAAAAGCCGAGAUCACUUUAAUUCCCCCUCCCUUGACGCCGUUUGACUUGGGACAAUAAACUCAGAGGGAAAAAAAAACAGCCGGGAGGGGAGGAGGGGGGCGCUGUGGAAUGGGGAUCGCACCCACUUAGCCCUUAAUCCUGGGGCUGGGUUAUCGCUGAUAAUUGCCAACCUGAUGGGUUUCUUUCCAUAGCUGGAGUUUUUUGGUUUGGUUACUAGUCCUGAUUCUUCUCUCCUAUACACCAGUGUAACUCCAUUGAGGUCAGUACAGUCAAGGGCCUGAUCCAAAGCCAACUGAAGGCAGUGGGUUGACUUUUCACUAACUCCGGGGGGCUAUGGACCAGACACUAGUGCCACAGAGAAAACGGUCAAGCUCUUUAGCUGCAAUAAAUUUAGGGCCAGAUUUUGCCAUAGAGCGUAAUAUCUUACUCUGCUAGUAGUCCCACUGAAAAUAACGCGACUGUUUUGUAAGAGUGGCAGAAUCUGGUCUUUAGGGUUUUAUUUGCCUUCACAUUCUGAACAGUCUCCCCUCUCCUUGUUCAGAUUCUAUCACUGCACAUAAUAAAAAUGUAAACUAUUUUAUUCUUUCAGGUCUUUUAUAGUGCACAGUAACUACAUGUUGUUAGCAUUAUUUGAGAUACGUUUUUAUUUUACCUUAGGCAAAUGCAAUUGAUUUACAUUUCUUAUGUUACAUUGCAACGGGGGCUGCUUUUUCUUUAAAGCAGCCGUGACCAAUUGUAAGUGACUUGAGUUUAAAAGUAAAACUCAGUCAGCUCUUACAGUGUAUUUAAAAUCUUGUCCCACACUUGUGUGCAUCAUAAGUGCUGGCAGAUUUUCAACAGAGGACACAAACAAGUGCAAAAAUAAUUUUAAAAAAUCAAGAAAACAACAAAAAUAACUAUAAAUGCUGUUACCAAAUCUUAGUGUCCUGAAAUUCAACAAUGUGUUGCAGAAUAUUGCAAACAGCAAUACUAUAAUAAAUAAGUUAAUUGAUGGCAUAAUGUUCUGGACAAAACGUACUGUAGCAACGUGAUUCCCACAAACUGUUGGAUUUCUUUCAGGAAUGUGUCAAAGCAUUGAAAGUGACAGAUCCGUUCUAUUGUGUACAGGAGAUUAUUUGAUAAUCAUUUAAAUUAUGUAAAAGAGUCUAUGAUGGGUCCUAUAAAAAUAAAGCUGCACAAUAGCUUAAAGACCUGUGGCUGUUACGACUGUUGGAAUGAAAUACACUAGAGUCUCUUCCACAUCUUCAUUUUUGGCAAAGUUCAUUCACUAGAUUUGGCUGGCAGAAUUUAAGACAGCCUAGUGGUCACUUUUCUCUUUCCUAAAUCCUCUGAAAUGCUGUACUUUACCCUCAACAACCUAUUUCUGUUUUGUGUUCUUCUCUAUUGAGUGUUUCAGUAAGAUACUGGAAUGACAGGAAUUGUAGCAAAUUAUUAUAAAGCCAAGGGAUCAACAUACUUACUUUCAGGAAACUAGUUCAACAGACUGUUAAGUUUCCUUUUGGGGAGUUGGUUGGGAUGCCUAUCUUAAAAGGCAGCCUUGGAUUUUUGGCUUUGGGCCAGUUAGAAUUGGAUUGUUUGUUUUUAAAAUGGGAGUCAGAUGGACAAGAAGUGUGAGGUAUGGUGAACCAAAUAGUACUCCCAGAGAUGGCAAAUCAUUCUAACCUAUGAUAUUGAAGGGAAUUAAGUAUAAAAUGCCUCUUUCAUUAACAAGUACAAAUACCAUUUUUAACAGAGAUUUAUGGUUAAGAACAUUAAGAUGUAUGGAAGGAGAAGUGUGACUUUAAAUAACACUUUGGAAAUAAACGAUUAGUCUUUCAUCUAACUGUUUCAGUAAUGGGCUUAAUUUUACUUUUAAACAACAAAAAUAAUAGCUUAUAUUUAUACAGCACCUUUCAUCCAAAAAGAUCCCCAAGUGAUUUACAAAUAACCUACCUAUGUAUACAGGAAUCACUUCACUGAAAAGCAGGCACACUGGGCUGAUGUGAGGCAUCUGUUUAAUAACUGCACAGUGCUGUAUUGUACACUGUAAAUUCAAUGCACUUUUAAAAUAUUGAUUUUACUAUAGUUUAUUUCACUAAGCUUAAAAGAAUGUAUAAAAAACAAUGGACAGCCAGUCCAGCCUAUGUAGAUAAAUAAGAGAACCCUGACUCCUUGGUCAUUUAUAGUACAGAAUAGUAUACUAUGUUUGCUCAAUUCUGUAUUCUUUACUUAGGCAAAUCUACUGAGAAGUCUGGGAGUUUUGCUUUUUUACAGAGGGUAGCGUUAGAGCCAGUGUAGCAUCAUGUAAUUACAUUUUAGAUUGUCAGGACAAGGUUGAUUUCAAUCCCAUUUGAGUUGGUAAAUUGUCUGCGGUCUGUUAAUGGUUUUGUUCUAUUCUCUGUAUGUGAUUUUGUAGCAGUUUUGGACCAUUAUGUUUCCUCUUGGGACACUUCAGAUCUAAUGGCCUAUUUAGCAUAAUAUUACUUUGUCACUAAAUUUUCUGACUUGA
Messenger RNA from Dermochelys coriacea (leatherback sea turtle), 3992 nucleotides. It is a transcript of the gene FAM181B, whose product is annotated as family with sequence similarity 181 member B. The transcript has a single exon. NCBI's taxonomy places the organism in Eukaryota, Metazoa, Chordata, Testudines, Dermochelyidae. The record is from RefSeq and is a predicted model, not a curated record. Bases 322 to 1467 code for a protein of 381 amino acids.